Molecule: messenger RNA, 1188 nt
Organism: Rhagoletis pomonella (apple maggot)
Lineage: Eukaryota; Metazoa; Arthropoda; Insecta; Diptera; Tephritidae
Exons: 3
Coding region: 1-1188 (395 amino acids)
Source: RefSeq, a predicted model, not a curated record
AUGGAUCCACCGCCCAACUAUAGCUCCGAUGAGCACAACAGCAGCGAUGAACUGGAACGCAUCAGUGAGGUGAAAACCUCAGCAUCAACAACAGCCUCAACCUCAGCCUCUCCUGCCGCAUUGUCAUCCAUUGAACCCUGUCGGCUGUCGUGGUUUCUGGUGAAAAAUGAUGCUGCCUCAGCAGCAGAACAUGGCGACUAUUGCAUCAUACACGCCAUGGAUAUAAUAAAUCAAGAUCCAAAAGAUGUAUUUCUCUUCAAUGCGGUGCACUUUAACCUGGGCAAAGAUACACUCUCGGGCCAAGUACUGGCCGCUGCCGAUCACAUACAACUGGUUGAGGCAGAUAUGCAGGAAUGGUUAAAGGCGGAUCGGCUGAAACCAGCAGCAGCUACGCCAUAUCUCUUGGUACAAUAUCGUCCAGCGCCAGAUCGCUUAGUGCAUCGUGUAAUGCAUGAAAAUGAUGUGACGCCAGUGGUGUUGGGACAAGCGAAGCAAAAUAGUUGUCGAGAGGUUUACGUGAAAGAUGGCGUGCGUAUGUGUCAGGGAUAUGUGUUGACACGCAGCAAUGACGCCAAUCGGUUGGACAAUGAGCUGAUUAAAGUGAAAGUGAAAUGUUAUGAGGCGAUACGUAGCACAUUCCCGCAGCCGGACGAUAUUGAAAAGGAUGCCAGAAUAGCGCCAGAAGAUAAUACAUGGCUGCUGCUGCAGUAUAGCCGCAGCAUCUCCGAUUGUAUUUAUACCAUUAUGCGCUACAAGGAUACACAGAAGUUGGACUCCAAUUUGUAUCCGGGCAUACAGACUUAUUUGACUGUAGGCAAUACAAUUUAUCAGACAAUGAUUGUGCACAAAUCGCUAAAUGAGCUGGAAAUGUUGGCAGUUUUGAAUAAUAUAGCCAGCUCCUGUCUCUUAUCCGCUUAUCCAGCCAUUGAUGAUACGGAAUUCCGCAAUGCAGAGCUUGUAAAGUACGAACGUCAAGAUUUAAAUGAGUACAAAUCAUACAUCGCUGCUAAUGUUCGCAAAUCGGACAUAACAAAAUGCCAACAAGUGUCGAAAUGCAUCGAGAAGGAAGCCGCUUAUAUCAGUCAUCUGCUGGAUAAUAUCGAUCGCACCGAAGAGCAAAUGGAGAGCGUGCUGCAUCAAAUAAGAGAAAUGAACGACAAUGUGAAAUGUACUUUGGGGGAUAAAUAA